AUGGCCGUGUACAUUGUGGACGUGGGCGGCGCGUCGCUCAAGCAUGGCCUGGCGACGAGCCCGACGUACACGACGACGCCCAACUACAUGCGAAUGAGCGCCAAGGCGAGCGCCGUCCAGAUCCGCCGGCCCGUUGAGCGCGGCUACGUCGGCGAUCUGCUGCAGGACCUCGUCCCGCCGGGCAAGGACCACACGCUGCUGCUGACGUCGCCUCUCUUUACGCCCGAGAAGCUCCUUGCGACGCAGGACGAGGUUGUCUUUGAAGAGUUCGAGUAUAGCGCGUAUGCGUCUGUUGUGCCCCAAGCCAUGGCUGCGCAUGGGCUCUCGCGGCAGCCGCCCGUCACGUGUAUCGUCGAUAUGGGCUUUUCGUGCACGUACAUCGUACCCGUCAUCCAAGGUCACGUCGUGCUGAGUGCAGUGCGGCGACUGAACGUCGGUGGAAAGCUCCUGACCAACUACCUGAAGGAGUGCGUGAGCUACCGGCAGUGGAACAUGAUGGAUUCGUUCGAGAUCAUCGACGAGGUCAAGGAGGCGGUCUGCAGCUGUUCGCUGGACUUUACAGCCGACAUGCACGCCUUUGCGUCGCGCGACGCACCCGUUGUGCAGUGGGCGCUGCCCGACUACGUCCACACGAAGCACGGCGCCAUUACCCCCGACUCGAUGCUGCACGACUCGACACAAGUGCUGCGGCUCGGUGUCGAGCAAAUCACCGUGCCAGAGAUCCUCUUCCAUCCGUCGGACAUUGGCGUGGACCAAGCCGGGCUCGCUUCUGGUAUUGCAGAUGCGAUUCUGGCCUGCCCAGACUACGCCCAUGGGCUCCUCUUCUUGAACAUUGUACUCACGGGUGGAACCUCAAAGCUGCCGCGACUUCGCGAGCGAUUGGAGGCGGACCUUCGACCCCUUGUACCCUCCGAGUACGCGCUCGGGAUUUCCAGCACGAUAGAUCCAAUUGGCGCCGUGUGGGAAGGCUGCCAGGUCCUGGCAACGGACCACGACGCGCUGUCUGCAACCACCGUCACACGCGCCGAGUACCUCGAGCACGGCAGUGCUGUGUGUCGGGACCGCUUUCGUCAGUACUAG
Saprolegnia parasitica CBS 223.65 is the source of this 1080-nucleotide messenger RNA. RefSeq lists its product as hypothetical. NCBI's taxonomy places the organism in Eukaryota, Oomycota, Saprolegniomycetes, Saprolegniales, Saprolegniaceae. Gene Ontology annotation, molecular function: nucleosome binding. Gene Ontology annotation, cellular component: Swr1 complex. The transcript is spliced from 7 exons. The record is from RefSeq and is a predicted model, not a curated record. Bases 1 to 1080 code for a protein of 359 amino acids.